AUGUAUAAACUUGUGCGAAAGAUACUACGAUUAAAUAUUCUGCAAGUAGAGCAAUAUCGUUCCGCUUCAGCGUGGUUAAAUAGAGCACGGGCCGAUCCUGAGUCGGCUAAAACGGUCGAUGCAGAAAAACUGUUUAUUAAUCCUGACGUUCAGCGACUUCUCACGGAGUUGACUGGUAUGGACCUUGAGAAAAAGGUGUUUAAAACAAGACGGUUAGCAAUUCAGCAACGAUCCCAUUAUGCUUUGAUGACGGAGGAAAGGCUCGACCAGACGAUGGAGAAAAUGCGUGAAGAAGCGCAACGAUUUUUGAGUUUUGUCCCGUUGAAAGAACCGCGAUCUGAAGAGGUGACUAUCCUCUCGAAAGAUCCUGAAAUCGAAGGCUUUGAUAAAUCCAAGUUCGUAUUCACCGAUAUCACAUUCGAUGCUACUGACCAGGACCGUACUGUCGUAGUACGCGAAGUGGACGGCACAUUACGUACUGCUACAACGGAGGAACACGAUCGAAUGAAUCGAACGUAUUAUGAAAAACCAAAUCGACCAGUGUUCCCUCCGCCCGUCUUUGAGGACCCAUAUCUUCAGAACGCUCUCGAUAGGAAGGAACAUGAGUUCGUGCUCGAUUGGGCUUGCUGGUUUUAUGAGCCUGAUGAUCCGGCUUAUAUCAGCCUUAUUCUGCGCGUAUUUGAUCGUGUAGUGGAAGCAGGCGAUUUUGAAGUCUUACACUCAACACGACACUUUGGAACUCUAGUAUUUUAUCUUGCUUUAAACGGGAACAUUCCACCAUUGUUGAAUUAUUUUGGUGCACGAGGCAGGCUUCAGGACUGUGCCAAACUGGUCCGAUUACAGAAGAUCUUGCACCCUGAUUGGCGAACCGCUAUUAAUAGUUCUGAUUCUGAUCUGAAGAUUGUCACAGAUUUCGUAAAAGAGAACAGCAGAUACCGCGAUCAGCUGAAAGAUCUCAACGCGUUCCUCAAGGAUGGUACCGUCAUUCCUUCUACAUCACAAAAUGACGAACAAGUGAAAAAGCACCAAUUUAUGCCAAAGACUACUGUGGAUGCUAGCAAUGUUCGAGGUACUGGCGGUCCGUUGGGUGAACUCAGCCAAGAGUACGAGGUGCAGUUGGUGAAAUCGGAAGGAGAAGAAGAAGCAGAGAAAGGAAACAAGACAGAGGAUCGAAAGGAGCGUCGUGGUCUCCGAACGACAUCAGUCACUCCAAUCAAAUAUCGUCGAAUGAGAUCCGCGGAAAGCUGUUCGUCUCACGCGAAGACUUUGGACUUUGAUUGGCAACCGAGCGGGAACGCAGUGCUUAAGGUUUACAAUUACUGGGAACCGCUUCAUCUACUCUUGUUUGGCAAGGGUCUUCAAACUUGGGAAUAUUCUCCAGUGUAUGCUAUAAGGUCCUAUUUCUACAUUUAUCUCCACUACAUUCCUGCAAAUAUCCUCUAUCACUUAUUGCCUUAUUCAAAAAUUGCAUUAUUCGUUACGUUGCGAUGUUGUAUUGGCAUAUUCACUCUUAUGGCAGAGUUUGCACUCUACAAAGCAGUUUGUAAACAUUUGAGUAUCAGCAUUGGCCGAUUUUUCGUUAUUUUUUCCAUGCUGUCCACGGCUUUUUUUCUGCUGAAAUUUGACAUUAUAUUGGUGCACUUGGCAUUAUUUCUUCUCCAUUUCAGUACUGCCUUUCUGCCCUCUUCCUUUGCUAUGACCAUGAACAUGUACGCUAUGGCAGCGUUUUUAAAUGCAAAAUGGUUCUACGCGAUUUUCUGUACAGCUGUCUCGGCACUUGUUGGUUGGCCUUUUGCUGCCGCACUUGGUCUUCCAAUCGUCCUAGAAAUGCUGGUUAUUCGACCGAAUACAAAGAUGUUCUUGUAUUAUGCUGCCGUGUCCGGCUUUGUCGUUUGUGGUUCUCUUCUAGCGGUCGAUUCUUACUACUAUGGUAAACGAGUUCUGGCUCCACUCAACAUCGUUCUUUACAAUGUGUUUUCUGAACAUGGACCAGAUCUUUAUGGUGUCGAGCCUCUAUCGUAUUACCUGAAGAACCUGGUCUUAAACUGGAAUAUAGCAGUAUUACUAGUUCCACUUGCGAUUCCAUUUUCGGCUUUGAAUUACCUCUUCUCAUGGAAAGCAGCUAAAGAACACAAAAAAUGGGGAAUCCGUGAGUUCCUUUCUGAAGGAUUCGUUUGUGCUACUCUUCAGCCUUAG
Messenger RNA from Cooperia oncophora, 2196 nucleotides. NCBI's taxonomy places the organism in Eukaryota, Metazoa, Nematoda, Chromadorea, Rhabditida, Trichostrongylidae. The record is from the annotation of a GenBank genome assembly.